AUGCUCUUUUUUAGGUACCCUCGAACUCUCCUCCGUGUGGUUAACGCCCUUGUUCGCACACUGACACGCUAUUUAUACAGCUUUUUCAAGACACUCAUCGACCAUGAGGUCACUGUAGAGCUCAAGAACGACAUUCAGCUGAAGGGAAUUCUCAAGAGUGUGGAUCAGUACCUCAACAUCAAGCUCGAUGACAUUCAAGUUGUUGAGGAGCUCAAGUACCCUCAUCUUAGCUCUGUCAAGAAUGUCUUUAUCCGAGGCUCAGUUGUCAGAUACGUUCAUCUUCCCGGCGCGUCAGUCGACACGCAGCUGCUGGAGGAUGCUACACGGAGGGGUAAGUUGCGUUUUCAAAGAAAGUCAAUACGGUACACUAACAUGUGUGUUGCAGAAGCGGCAGCUCAGCAGGCCAAGGCAAAAUGA
Fusarium redolens is the source of this 417-nucleotide messenger RNA. RefSeq lists its product as uncharacterized. Gene Ontology annotation, molecular function: RNA binding. The transcript has 2 exons. Gene Ontology annotation, cellular component: U6 snRNP; Lsm1-7-Pat1 complex; catalytic step 2 spliceosome. Bases 1 to 417 code for a protein of 138 amino acids. Gene Ontology annotation, biological process: mRNA splicing, via spliceosome. The record is from RefSeq and is a predicted model, not a curated record. Lineage: Eukaryota; Fungi; Ascomycota; Sordariomycetes; Hypocreales; Nectriaceae.